Molecule: messenger RNA, 1430 nt
Organism: Homarus americanus (American lobster)
Lineage: Eukaryota; Metazoa; Arthropoda; Malacostraca; Decapoda; Nephropidae
Product: RWD domain-containing protein 1-like
Exons: 5
Coding region: 94-831 (245 amino acids)
Biological process (GO): cytoplasmic translation
Molecular function (GO): protein binding
Source: RefSeq, a predicted model, not a curated record
UCGGACACGGGGUCUGCAACAACCAAAACACUGGCCUGGCUCACACGCUGCUUCACUAUCCUCUAACUUCUGGAUUCAUAUAAUAUACAUAAAAUGACUGACUAUAAAGAAGAGCAGAAUAACGAAAUAGAAGCGCUGGAGUCUAUAUAUCCAGAUGAAUUUGAAAUUUUAGAUGUAGAACCACGACACAAGUUCAAAAUCAGUGUCAAAUCAGAGGGCUCUGAUCCAUAUGACGAACUUAAAGUAGAACCGGCAGAGAUUGUUCUCAGUUUUGAAUAUACUCCUACAUAUCCUGAUGAGCCACCCAUUAUGGAGGUGAUUCCUGUAGAAAAUAUAGAAGAGGAAGAGUUAUCAGAUUUGCGGGAACAGUUAGAAGCGCAGUGCGAGGAGAACGUAGGCAUGGUGAUGGUCUUCACAUUAGUCUCAUACACAGUGGAGUGGCUCACUACACACAUGGAGACGCUGGCCCGCACAGCUAAAGAUGAAUUUGAACGCGAAAAGAAGGAAUUGGAGGAAGCAGAACGAAAAAAGUUUGAGGGCACUAGAGUGACGGUGGAAACCUUUCUGGUUUGGAAGGCAAAAUUCGAUGUGGAAUUGGCUGCACUGCGAACAGAAAAAGAAAAGGAGGAAGAAAAGAACAAGAAAUUAACGGGCCGUGAAUUGUUCCAGACAGAUCAGACCCUCAACGAGUCUGAUUUAAGCUUCUUGGGUGAUGGAGAGGGAGAAGUUACUGUAGACGAAAGUUUAUUCCAAGACCUGGAUGACCUCGACCUGGACGAAGAGGAUGAUGAAGACUUUGUGCCUGAUGUGGAUGAAGGUUUAUCCGACUAGGAAAUAUUAUUAACCCUCAUAAAUUGGAAAUGUUCAUCAUUAUUUGUAAAUCCAUCACAUCAUUUCUUUGUCACUCAUUUCAUUCUUAAAAGAAAAAAAUCAAUAAAAAGCAAGUGGUAAUGGCUUUGCCAAUAAUAACUUUUGCAAAUUUAUUACAAUUGUGCAAAAAAAGGUUUAAAGCAAAAAAUAUACAUGGUUUUGGGAGGUGCUACUCCUUACAGGUUUAGAUUAACUCUUAUGUAUGUAAAUAUAAAUUCAUUCAUAUGAAAGAGUAAUUAUCAGAUUAAGGAGAAGCAGGAAAAUGUAGCUUCAUCAAAGUCAUAUAUAACAGCACAGGUUUAAUCUUUCUUAAUGCAAAAUUCAUGGAAAAUUUUAAAUUUGUCAAAUUUUUAUUAAAAGACCAGUGGUAAUAAGGGUAUACCCAAAGUUUACAUUUAUUUGUUCAAUAUCCACUUGAUCCCAUCCUCCCAUUAUUGUUAAUAACUCGUGCAAGUAUCCAAGGACCAGGGCUAUUUAUACAACCUUGAUUGAAAAUCUUUAUUAAGAAUUUUCCCAUAAAGCUGCUGACAGUUUUUACUAAAAUAAAAAUUAUAUUGAUA